AUGGCAAGCAAUCCCCUGAUUACUUUCAAAGCUGGUACCUGCGUGGUAGAUCAAUCGAGUAGGCCCUACAAAGUGAUUCCCAAUCCGACGCUCGGAUUCCUAUACCUGUAUGCCGAAGAGAAUCUCAUCCACUUCUGCUGGCGUGAGCGCGGCAAAUCGGUGCAUGACGAGCAGAAUCUUGACCUCGUAAUACUGCCUGCCGACUGCCGCUUCAUUCCAUACGAUGAUGCUCCGGCCCAUGUCAAUGGACGUUUCUUCGUCCUUAAGUUCUCUUCAUCCCCACAGCGCUACCUUUUCUGGCUACAAUCAAAGCCUUACGAGACGAAAUACGCCAGCCGUUUCAGUGAACGCGACUUGAGCAUUGGCCGUGUCGUUGAUCGCCUGCUGCAAGGAGAAGAAUUUGACGUGGCGGCUGAGCUCGCUGCUAUCAGGGGGAACGGUUAUGACGACCAUCUCGACGAUGGGGAUGAGCCUAUGGAAGAUAUCGAAGGUCACGGCCACUCUUCCGAACAUCACGGAGGCGGCGGGAGUGGUGGUGCCGGGCCAGAUGCAACCGGCGGAGACAUUCGUCGCGAAGGGGCCAAUGCCAGGGAGGCAGGAGCAGAUGGCGGCAGAGCUAAUUUGCAGUCUGAAGCCAUGGAUGCUACGACAAUUGUACGGAACUUUCUUCAUUCCCUGGAAGAUAACCCGGUGCUGCCCGAGCGCAUGCCCAAUCAGCCGUGCCUAUCCCUUGGCGAUCUCCUCUCAUCCUCGACCACCGUCCCAAUCUUGGAAUCCGCCAGCCAUCUCUUCAUUGACCGUCUCCUCGCCUUUCUUCCACCCAGCCUAGUCAACACCGGGCCUAAUGCGCCACCCCUCAGCCUGGAUGAGAAGAAGCUUCUUGUGCACCGGGUGCUUCGUAGCCCUUACUUCCACCAGAGCCUCGAAGGCCUGACCAUGGCAAUUCGUGACGGCGGCUUGCCCAGUUUGGCCGAUGCGCUCCAGCUGAAGGUGGCGAAUGGAGGUUGGGUUAGUGGCGGUACUAUGCCCCUCGGCGGUGGCGAGGCUAUGACCGCAUUUCUCAACGGAGUCAAGCAUCGAGUUGAGGAAGAUGAUCAACCAUAG
Blumeria graminis f. sp. triticale is the source of this 1104-nucleotide messenger RNA. The record is from the annotation of a GenBank genome assembly. Lineage: Eukaryota; Fungi; Ascomycota; Leotiomycetes; Helotiales; Erysiphaceae.